GAUCACCACUGCACUCCAGCCUGGCGACAGAGUGAGGCUCUGUUUAAAAAAAAAAAAAAAAAAGUGUGGCUUUGGCCUAAGAAAGUACCCAGGUUUCAGACUUAAGAAAUCCUCAUUACACUGCUUUCAGUUGUUUUUCAUGAAAGAAAUGACCAAUGAUACUUUGUAAACCAUUUACCUGGCCAUGAGUGAUUAGGUGAGAAAACCGUUAGUGGACACCAGAAUGAUCUGAAGAGGAUUAGGGAUGGCUCUUUGGGCACAUUUUUACUCUAGUUUAAUGGGUGGAGAUGGCAGCUGCUGUGGUCUGCAGCAUGCAAGUAAAGACACCAGGUGGCACCAUUUAUUAGCUUUUACUCCCAUGGAGAGGUUGCAUCAUGUAACAAGAGGUUGAGGGAACCAACUAUCUUUUGCAUAUUGUAGCUAAUGGUUCUUGCCUUCUUCCUCCAGACUUGGGAAAUAAAUGUGAAAAUCGUAUUUUAUGUUUCAUAAUAUUUGCAGUUGCAUGGUUGAAGGGAAGAAGGCCACAUGCUAUUGCCGGUUGGUCUUCCAGGAGAUGACAUCCAUCAUCUCCAUGUCAACUUGUGAGCUUUACAAAUCUCAUUUUUAGUAUGUGGCUACAGUAUACACAAGCACAUAUGUGCUUUGCCACUUGGCUGUACAAGGCUCACCAUUGUACACAAGCAAUGAGUUUAGGGGUUCUUCCCUCUUGCUAUCACAUGUCUUCUCCACAGGGCUGCAAAAGAUCUGGGUAGGGUGAGACAGAUACACCAGUGUAGUAUUCCCUUGGGUCCCUUGUCUUUGGCUUAGGCUUUUUCAUAAGGUAUAAUAAUUUCUUAGAGGUUCUUCCCUCUUGCAGACACAUGUCAUCUCCACAGGGAUUCAAAAGAUCUGGAUAGGGUGAGACGGACACACCAGUGUACUAUUCCCUUGGGGCCCAAGUCUCUGGGUUAGGCUUUUUCAUAAUUUCUUAUGGUAGUAAGUGGAGAAUACAGAGGAAAUACAUAUUUCAUGUAACAUUUCUGUGUAUUCCCUCUGCCUCCCCCGACAUGAGUUAGAAAAACUACCCCUCGAUAUAGUAUCAGCAAGCUCGACAGUGACCUCAGCAAGGAACAGCCCUAGAGAAAAGGAUUCACAAGUAAAUGGAACGAGGAAAGAUCUGGAGCAACGAAGUGCUGGUCAGCUUUAGCUGAGGAAGCACAAUGGGACGUCGGAGGCUAAAGAAACGAUGAAACCUGCAGUAUUAUUAACAUAGCACAUUCACUUGUCUUCUCUUGCCCCCGCACGCCCAAAGCUCUGUUCAAGGCCACCCUUUCCCCUUUCAUAAUGACCAAUCAGGUUACCCAGUGCAAAAACACUAUUAAAUUCUUAGCUAUUAAAUUGCGUUAUUCAGAAUAAUCCUUUCCACUUUGAGUCUACGUGCCGGACUGGCUGCGAGCAGAAACUACUUCAGGCGCUUUAAAUCUCAACACUUGUGGUCGCUGGGAGCAGAGCUCGUAGGCUGUAGCUCAGUCUUGUAAUUCUGAGCUACGAGUUUCAGCUACGGUCCCUCGGGCCUAUCAAAUGGCAACCUGAACACUGGAGGCGUGGUUAUCGUCUUGGGGCUCUGGGAAGUGCAGUUACAUGGGGGACCAGGCCUGAUAAUACCAUAAAAGGCUUGGUUCUCUCAAUUCUGAAGUCAUGUUCUGUUGACCUUCCUCUAAAAGCGGUACCCGCAAUUGUGCGGAUUCCGUGGUUCUCUAGUCCCAAGCCGUCUGCUUCCUGGGCCCUUUCAUUGGCUACGCCCCCGUAAUUCUUGCUCGUCCACUCUGGAAGCGCUCUCCUGACUACGGGCCGCGCCCCUCGCAUCGGCUCCGCCCACCUGGCGCGCAGCUUGGCCCGGGCGGUAGUUCGCGUUUUGAGCCGAUCGUGCCACCAUAGCUCCUGCUGCUGCCUCUACCACUGCCGCUACAGCGGCGGAGCUGAAAUUACCGAACGCGAUGCCCGAGGGCGCUGUGAGUGGGGUGGCCCUCGCUCGCCGAGGCUGGUGAGGCUGGCCCGAACGGGGGCGCUGGCGAGUAGCAGGGGCCUCAGAGGCCGGUGAAAGAUAAAGGUCAGUGAGAGGGCAUAUUGGGAAGCCCUGUGGAGUGGGAAGACAGUGCCGCUGUUGAGACAAGACCCAGGACUGUGCCGGGGACUGUCCCAAGGGGUUUCUCAUCAUAAUGGCUGUGGAAGGGUCAACCAUUACCAGCCGGAUCAAGAAUCUGUUGAGAUCUCCAUCCAUCAAACUGCGCAGGAAUAAAGCAGGAAACCGACGAGAGGACCUCAGCUCCAAGGUGACCUUGGAGAAGGUGCUGGGAAUUACAGUGUCUGGAGGCAGAGGACUUGCCUGUGACCCCCGGUCAGGUUUAGUUGCCUACCCAGCAGGGUGUGUGGUUGUGUUGUUCAAUCCCCGGAAACACAAACAGCACCACAUCCUCAACAGUUCCAGGAAAACCAUCACUGCCCUUGCCUUCUCCCCUGAUGGCAAGUACUUGGUCACUGGAGAGAGUGGGCACAUGCCCGCCGUGCGGGUUUGGGACGUGGCAGAGCGCAGCCAGGUGGCCGAGCUGCAGGAGCACAAGUAUGGUGUGGCUUGUGUGGCUUUCUCUCCUAGCGCCAAGUACAUCGUCUCUGUGGGCUACCAGCAUGACAUGAUCGUCAACGUGUGGGCCUGGAAGAAAAACAUUGUGGUGGCCUCCAACAAGGUGUCCAGUCGGGUGACAGCAGUGUCCUUCUCUGAGGAUUGCAGCUACUUUGUCACUGCAGGCAACCGGCACAUCAAAUUCUGGUAUCUCGAUGACAGCAAGACCUCAAAGGUGAAUGCCACUGUGCCCCUGCUGGGCCGCUCAGGGCUGCUGGGAGAGCUGCGGAACAACCUAUUCACUGAUGUGGCCUGUGGCAGAGGGAAGAAGGCGGACAGCACCUUCUGCAUCACGUCCUCAGGGCUGCUGUGCGAGUUCAGUGAUCGAAGGCUUUUGGACAAGUGGGUGGAGCUGAGGAACACAGACAGCUUCACAACCACAGUGGCCCACUGCAUCUCUGUGAGCCAAGACUACAUCUUCUGUGGCUGUGCUGAUGGCACCGUGCGCCUUUUCAACCCCUCUAACCUGCACUUCCUUAGCACCUUGCCCCGACCCCAUGCUCUGGGGACAGACAUUGCCAGCAUCACUGAGGCCAGUCGCCUCUUCUCUGGAGUGGCCAAUGCCAGGUAUCCAGACACCAUUGCCUUGACCUUUGAUCCUACUAAUCAGUGGCUGUCUUGUGUGUACAACGAUCAUAGCAUUUAUGUUUGGGAUGUGAGGGACCCCAAGAAAGUGGGCAAGGUGUACUCGGCUCUGUAUCAUUCUUCCUGCGUCUGGAGUGUGGAGGUCUACCCCGAAGUGAAGGACAGUAACCAGGCCUGCCUGCCCCCCAGUUCCUUCAUUACCUGCUCCUCAGACAACACCAUCCGCUUAUGGAACACAGAGAGCUCCGGGGUGCAUGGCUCCACCCUCCACCGAAACAUCCUCAGCAGUGACCUCAUUAAAAUCAUCUAUGUGGAUGGGAACACCCAGGCCCUGCUGGACACAGAGCUGCCUGGAGGAGACAAAGCGGAUGCGUCCCUGAUGGAUCCCCGCGUGGGCAUCCGCUCGGUGUGUGUCAGCCCCAAUGGACAGCAUCUAGCAUCAGGGGACCGUAUGGGCACACUUAGGGUGCACGAACUUCAGUCCCUGAGUGAAAUGCUGAAGGUGGAGGCCCAUGACUCUGAGAUUCUGUGCCUGGAGUAUUCUAAGCCAGACACAGGUCUGAAACUGCUAGCAUCGGCGAGCCGGGACCGGCUGAUCCACGUGCUGGAUGCCGGGCGGGAGUACAGCCUACAGCAGACACUGGACGAACACUCAUCCUCCAUCACUGCUGUCAAGUUUGCAGCCAGCGAUGGGCAAGUCCGCAUGAUCAGCUGUGGAGCCGACAAGAGCAUCUACUUCCGCACUGCGCAGAAGUCUGGAGAUGGAGUGCAGUUCACACGGACACACCACGUGGUGCGGAAGACGACGCUCUAUGACAUGGAUGUGGAGCCCAGCUGGAAGUACACGGCCAUCGGCUGCCAGGACCGAAAUAUUCGGAUAUUUAACAUCAGCAGCGGGAAGCAGAAGAAGCUGUUUAAAGGGUCACAGGGUGAGGAUGGCACACUCAUCAAGGUACAGACAGACCCCUCAGGGAUCUACAUUGCCACCAGCUGUUCCGACAAGAAUCUCUCCAUUUUUGACUUCUCCUCAGGCGAGUGUGUGGCCACCAUGUUCGGCCACUCAGAGAUUGUCACUGGCAUGAAAUUUAGUAAUGACUGCAAACAUCUCAUCUCUGUGUCUGGGGACAGCUGCAUAUUUGUGUGGCGCCUGAGCUCUGAGAUGACCAUCAGCAUGAGGCAGCGUCUGGCCGAGCUGCGCCAGCGUCAGCGGGGCGGCAAGCAGCAAGGACCAUCCUCUCCCCAAAGGGCUUCUGGACCCAACCGGCACCAGGCCCCAUCGAUGCUGUCUCCUGGACCUGCUCUCUCAUCAGACAGUGACAAGGAGGGAGAAGAUGAGGGGACUGAAGAAGAACUUCCAGCACUGCCCGUCCUUGCCAAGAAUACCAAGAAAGCACUGGCCUCGGUCCCCAGCCCUGCCUUGCCCCGAAGCCUGUCCCACUGGGAGAUGAGUCGGGCACAGGAGUCCGUGGGGUUCCUGGACCCAGCUCCUGCAGCCAACCCAGGACCCAGAAGAAGGGGGCGCUGGGCUCAGCCAGGUGUGGAGCUGAGCGUUCGAUCCAUGCUGGACCUCCGGCAGCUGGAAACGCUGGCUCCAAGCCCACGGGGCCCUAGCCAGGACUCGCUGGCCACCAUCUCAUCUGGUUCCAGGAAGCAUGGGCAGCAGGCCCUUGAGACUUCACUCACUAGCCAGAAUGAAAAGUCCCCUCGGCCUCAGGCUUCCCAACCCUGUUCCUGUCCCCAUAUUAUCCGAUUAUUGUCACAAGAGGAAGGGGUCUUUGCCCAAGAUCUGGAACCUGCACCCGUUGAAGAUGGUAUUGUCUACCCGGAGCCGAGUGACAGCCCCACCAUGGAUACCAGGAAUCCUGGCAGUGAGUUCCAGGUGCAGGCUCCAGCCCGGGGAACUCUGGGAAGAGUGUACCCAGGCAGCAGGAGCUCAGAAAAGCACAGCCCUGACAGUGCCUGCUCUGUGGAUUACAGCAGCAGCUGCCUUUCCAGCCCCGAGCACCCCACUGAAGACUCUGAGAGCACGGAGCCCCUCAGUGUGGAUGGCAUCUCUUCAGACCUUGAAGAGCCAGUUGAGGGCGAUGAAGAAGAGGAGGAAGAGGAGGGAGGCAUGGGCCCCUAUGGGCUGCAGGAGGGCAGCCCCCGGACUCCAGACCAGGAGCAGUUUCUGAAACAGCACUUUGAGACUCUGGCCAAUGGAGCUGCUCCAGGGGCCCCAGUGCAGGUGCCAGAGAGGUCAGAGUCUCGGAGCAUCUCUUCACGAUACCUGUUGCAAGUACAGACCCGCCCACUCAGGGAACCAUCCCGGUCCUCCUCAAGCCUGGCACUGAUGUCGAGACCAGCCCAGGUGCCACAGGCAUCUGGUGAGCAGCCGAGAGGCAAUGGUGCCUGUCCCCCUGGAGCACCCCCGGAGGUAGAACCGUCCUCCGGCAACCCCAGCCCCCAGCAGGCAGCCUCUGUGCUGUUGCCACGAUGCCGUCUCAACCCUGACAGCAGCUGGGCUCCCAAGAGAGUGGCCACAGCCAGCCCCUUAUCUGGACUCCGGAAGGCCCAGUCUGUGCACAGUCUGGUGCCACAGGAAAGAGAUGAGGCCGGUCUACAGGCCCCUUCACCAGGCCCACUGCUCUCUCGGGAGACAGAAGCUCAGGAUGGUCUGGGCUCCCUGGCCCUAGCUGAUGGCCCUCCGUCUCGGCCUCACUCCUAUCAGAACCCCACCACCAGUUCCAUGGCCAAGAUAUCCCGCAGUAUCUCUGUUGGGGAGAACCUGGGCCUGGUGGCUGAACCUCAAGCUCCUGCCCCCAUCCGAGUCUCACCACUCAGCAAGCUGGCCCUGCCCAGCCGGGCUCACCUGGUCCUGGACAUCCCCAAACCACUGCCUGACCGUCCUACCCUGGCUGCAUUCUCUCCUGUCACCAAAGGCCGGACCCCUGGCGAGGCAGAAAAGCCUGGCUUCCCAUUGGGCCUAGGAAAAGCUCACAGUACAACUGAGAGAUGGGCCUGUUUGGGGGAGGGUACCACUCCCAAGCCUAGGACAGAGUGCCAGGCUCAUCCUGGGCCCAGCAGCCCCUGUGCCCAGCAACUGCCAGUCAGCAACCUCCUCCGAGGCCCUGAAAACUUGCCGCCCCCACCCCCUGAGAAGACUCCCAACCCCGUGGAAUGCACCAAGCCAGGGGCAGCCCUGAGCCAGGACUCAGAGCCAGCAGUGAGCCUGGAGCAGUGUGAGCAGCUGGUGGCAGAGCUCCGCGGUAGCGUGCGCCAGGCCGUGCGGCUCUACCACUCGGUGGCUGGCUGCAAGAUGCCCUCAGCAGAGCACAGUCGGAUCGCCCAGCUCCUCAGAGACACCUUCUCUUCAGUGCGACAGGAGCUGGAAGCCUUGGCUGGGGCAGUGCCAUCCAGCCCAGGCGGCAGCCCUGGGGCUGUGGGAGCCGAGCAGACACAGGCCCUGCUGGAGCAAUACUCAGAACUGUUGCUUCGAGCCGUGGAACGGCGCAUGGAACGCAAACUCUGAGUUCCGGAAGCCUGUCCCAAGUGAAUGAAUGCCCCAGUGAUUCCAAACUGCAGCCCCUCUGCCACUCACCAAAACCCACGGGGCUGCUUGGAUUGGAAAGCAGGGAGCAGUGUUCAGAGGCAAAGCAGCCUUCCCAGCCGCUCCUCAUAGGGCGCCUGUAUUUAUUAAUUUAUUUCCCUGACUGUUGCCUCACUUCCUUGGAACUCCUGCCUCCACAGCCCCUCCAGUGGCAGGGACAGGUCUUGGGUCUUUGUCAUCUUGGUGCUGUGAGAGGUAGGAGGGCAGCUUGCCCCAUCUAGGAAUCUGGGAAGGGCUGGCCCUCUCUUAGAAGCCAUUUGAAAUUUCUGCAGGGAUCAGCUCCCUGGGGUGGAGCAUACACAGGGUACUCUGGGGUCGAGGUGAGGUGAUGUGGUGUUCAGGGCCCUUCAGCCAACUGUGGGCCUUCACUUCUACCUCCACUUCCCCUCUCACACCAGCUGCACUCCCCUGGCUGCCAGAGCAGGGUGGUUUUCCCCAAUACCUGGCAGCUCAGAAAGGCAGAGCCGUCAGGCCCUCCAGGGUGUCCCCACCCAUCAGGAGACUUGAAUUGGUAUUAGGACCUGAGCCCCCACAUUCCACUCCUGUUCUCCCUCCAAGAGGGACCCAGCAUUGUCUUUCCCUGUGACACCUUUCUCUCCUGGCCAGAACUUGAGCCAGCUGUGGGAUGUUGCUGCGGGACAGUAAGCCCUCACCUGGGCAAACAUGAAGCUCUGGCCUCCUUUCCUCAGCCCCUUGUUCUUCCCUGUUCUCCGGCCUUGGACCCCAGCCGGCUGCUGGAGCCCAGAGGCCACCUGCUCCCUGCAUCCUGAGUGAUGCUCAGUCAGAAGCCUGUGUUGGAACGUCCUUCGUUUACAGGGCGCUGGCCCACCUCCUGAGGACCUCGGCCACAGAUGAGAUCACACGCAUGCAUGUGCACACACGUACACACACACACACCACUACCUGCACAGCACGCAGGUGUUGGUUGCUAGAGUAUCCGGCUGGCUGCUGUGUGCCUGGCUUGCUCACAUCCUGCCUCAGCUUCACCACCCUGGCUUAUGUGGAACACAUAUCAGGGAGCAGAAAAGGGGCGCAGCACACUCAGUGAACCCAGAUUCUGGAUUCUUCGUGUCCACAGCCUAGCUGAUAGGAGAUGGCCCACAGGACACCUGGUUUAGGUAGAAGGAGCCUCCUCAAAGGCAGUGCUGGGCACCCACGGGUGUGCUGGAUGCUGUGAGAGGAGGGAGGUGCCAGGACCAAAGGAGACACUAGAAAAGUGGCAGAUGGGACAGAUAAGUGGCAGAGGUGAGGGGAUAGGUUACAAUGUGAAAGGGCAGUAAUUAGGCGUGAGGGGAAGGAGAUAGGGGAGCGUAGGAAGUAGAGCGGGACCAAGUUGUGAGGCAGUUAAAGAGUUGAGGAAAGGUGUCUGUGGGCCUUGCUGCUCCCCUCUGCUCCAGGUAAGUGAGAGCAGCUUUACCACAGCCUCAGGCCACGAGAGCCCCUUCACCCACGCUGCUGUGCGGUAGGCAUAAGCUUAUAAAGAAUUGGGUUCCGGACCAGGUGUGAUGGCCCACGCCUGUAAUCCCAGCACUUUCAGAGGCCAAGGCCGGCAGAUCACGACGUCAGGUGAUAGAGACAGCCUGGCCAACAUGGUGAAACCCUGUCUCUACUAAAAAUGCAAAACUUAGCUGGGCCUGGUGGCGAGCGCCUGUAGUCCCAGCUACUUGGGUGGCUGAGGCAGGAGAAUCACUUGAACCUUGGAGGUGGAGGUUGCAGUGAGCCGAGAUCGCGCCAUUGCACUCUAGCCUGGGUUACAAAGAGAGACGCCAUCUCAAAAAAAAAAAAAAGAAAUGGGUUCCGAAGGGUGCCCAGCUCUGGGACAUCAGCCUGAGUGCGCUUGAGCUGCUCCAAACCUGGCCAUUCCCCACUCCUCUAGCACCGCCACCCGCAUGGCCCCGGAACUCCCGCUGUGCCCCGACCUCCCACACCAGCCGUGUCCACCGCAGGUGGGACUCAGGUUCGCCCUCUGGGCCAGGUCCUUCACGAGGAGGGAGCUUCCCUCCGCCUGACGUUUGUGAGAACGUGGCCGCCCUUUUCUUGCCCUCUGCCCCAUGUGGGUGAGGGGCGUCGUGGCCCGGCCGGCGCCCCGUCCCCUUCUGCAUGUCUGAGGCCACCGGCAACCGCCGUCCAACUCGAUUCGCCCCCGCCCAGUUUUGAAAGCCCCUUAUUUAUAACUUUUCUACUUUGUGCAGGUCGCGGCGCUUCCCGCCUCCUCUUCGGCUGCACGGGGCGGGGGGCUGUUUUUAACGUGCCCGUUUGUACUGAUGUAUGAACUUGUCAAUAAACACAAUUGUUUGUUAA
Molecule: messenger RNA, 9134 nt
Organism: Chlorocebus sabaeus (green monkey)
Lineage: Eukaryota; Metazoa; Chordata; Mammalia; Primates; Cercopithecidae
Source: RefSeq, a predicted model, not a curated record